AUCCUCAUUUAUGUCCUCUCCCUAUAAAUAUCCGUUUUUUCGCCUCUAAGAUAGCUACUAUGCAAUGAAGGAUUGACACAAUAUUUCACAAGGACCAUGGCAUUGAAGAAAAUCAACUCUUAAAACAGGAACAUCGGCUUCUAUGCCACUCACAAUGUCAUCUACAAAUGACAAGAACUUGUCUCUAUCAUUAUGUACUAUAUUGGAUAGUUUUGGGUACAGUAAAGAGCAAAUUGAACUUCGAUCAAAAGCAUUAGACGAUUGUAGUAAAAUAAUUCCACAUAGAGCCGGUGAAAUUCGUUUUUCUCAUACAUUACUAGUUGGUAGUGCAGGCGAAGGUGUCCAACUGUCCGACAGUGAUAUGGACGUGAUGUAUAUACUUCCAGAUAUCGUAUGCGUUGAUGAAGGCUUCGAGAAUAGUAACAUCGUAGUUCUUGAAAGUGACCGAACUUGUACGGCACCAGGUUACACAAAAAUAGUUCUUAUUUCUAACCUUGAUUCAUUUGAUUUAAGAACAUCAUCUAUGAUUGAAAAGUACAUGUAUUUGCAAAUAAUGAGCAAAUAUCGUACGCAAUCGGGGAAAAAAUAUAUAUCUAGUGAACAAUUCAAAGGUAUUACAUUGGAUGCAAUGAAUAAGAUCUUUUGUAAGUGUUCAGGACCGGCCUUCCAACCAAAUGAUGAUUUAAAAGUACAAAUAGAUUCAGUGAUAA
This is a messenger RNA of Ruditapes philippinarum (Manila clam), 710 nucleotides long. RefSeq lists its product as uncharacterized. NCBI's taxonomy places the organism in Eukaryota, Metazoa, Mollusca, Bivalvia, Venerida, Veneridae. The record is from RefSeq and is a predicted model, not a curated record. The annotation marks the transcript as partial. The transcript has 3 exons.